Messenger RNA from Ectocarpus sp. CCAP 1310/34, 3334 nucleotides. Lineage: Eukaryota; Phaeophyceae; Ectocarpales; Ectocarpaceae. The record is from the annotation of a GenBank genome assembly.
GCCCGGCGGUGCCGCUGCUGCUGCGCAUUAGAGCGGGCUGCUGGACGACGAAGCUGCGGCUUGGAUUCAUGAGGCACGCGACGAAGAGCAACGCCCACUGGAGAGACGCACUGCUGUACCUCGCCAUGGCUUCCCCAGAACGCGCGGACGAAGAAUAAUUCAGCUCUCUCUCGGGCGCAAAACCUCUGCCUCUGCUCCACGCACCCUGCCUAAACUUCGUCAAUGCGAUGGCUCUGUGCAGUGCACUACUUUUGGUUGUUGAGCGGAGUACCUCACCCACACCCCCGCGACCUAAUCUCCACACACGAGACCACCUCUUCCACGCGCUACUCAAGCAGCAGCAACAUGCCGGUCAAUGUAGCAAUCAACGGUUUCGGUCGCAUCGGGAGGCUGGUGAUGCGAGCCGCCAAGAACAACAAGAAUAUCAACAUCGUCGCGGUGAACGACCCCUUCGUGCCCACGGAAUACAUGAACUACAUGUUCAAGUACGACACCGUGCACGGCAUCUACGACGGGACUGUAGAGAACGACGACAGCAACCUCAUCGUCGACGGCAAGAAGAUCAAGGUGUUCGGCGAGAUGGACGCAUCCAAAAUCAAGUUUGGCGACGUAGGUGCGGACGUGGUCGUCGAGAGCACCGGCAUCUUCACCUCGAAGGAGGGUGCCGGCGUUCACCUGAAGGGCGGCGCCAAGAAGGUGGUGAUCAGCGCCCCCUCUGGAGACGCGCCAAUGUUCGUGAUGGGCGUCAACCACGACAAGUACACCCCGGACAUGGACGUCGUGUCCAACGCCUCGUGCACCACCAACUGCCUUGCCCCCAUGGCCAAGGUCAUCAACGACACGUUCGGGCUUAAGGAGGGUCUCAUGACCACCGUGCACGCCGUAACGGCCACCCAGAAGACAGUAGACGGACCGUCCAAGAAGGACUGGAGGGGCGGAAGGGGAGCCGGGUUCAACAUCAUCCCUUCGGGAACUGGUGCCGCCAAGGCUGUGGGAGUCGUCAUCCCGGAGCUCAACGGCAAGCUGACCGGCAUGUCCUUCCGCGUGCCCACGGCGGAUGUAUCCGUUGUGGACUUGACGUGCCGCCUGACGAAGGGCGCGAGCUACGACGACAUCAAGGCCGCCAUGAAGGAUGCAUCGGAGGGGUCGAUGAAGGGAUACCUGGGUUACACGGAGGAUGCGGUAGUGUCCUCUGACUUCAUCGGUGACUCUCGAUCGUCCAUCUUCGACGCCACGGCCGGCAUCGCCCUCACAGACGACUUCGUCAAGCUCGUGUCGUGGUACGACAACGAAUGGGGUUACUCCAACCGUGUGUUGGACCUCAUCACUCACAUGGACAAGUCCUCCUAAGCCCUCGCCCCUCAGAAACGCGUGGGGAAUGUUGAGGGGAUCGUUGUCGGAGAUCGAUCGUCGUCGGAGAUCGGCCUUUGUCGGAGAUCGAUCGUCGUCGGAGAUCGGCCUUUGUCGGAGAUCGGUCGUUGUGGAGAUGGAUGAUCGUCAGCCGUUGUCUGAGAUAGAUGAUUGUCGGAGAUGGAUGAUGGUCAGCCGUUGCGGAGAUGGAUAAUUGUCGGAGAUAGCACCGGUCACCGGCCCAAGCGAAUGCUGGAGUCUGAAUUAAGAUGAUCCCCCCAAUACAUGGAUGGCAUUUUAUUGCCGGAAGGACAUUUUGCAUGCUUGACCAAUGUGUUAUCGAUGGCACUCGUUCAAUAUAAAGUUUUGAUGGAUCGGUAUCUCGCGCUUGUGACGUCCUUACCUAGUAGACACACAAGGUGUUUUCUUCAAUACCUAUCCAAUACCUAGUAUACACAGUGGUUUCUGUGUUGAUCUGCGUUGAACCGGCCCCAAAUUCAGCACCAUUGUUGUCGCCGCCUGGGUUUCCGCUUGAAUCGCAGGCGUUUUUCGUAGCUUUUAAACGGACGUUUUGGUUGUCUUCGUGGCGCGGCUUCUGUUGCCGUUCUUACGAAAUGUGUUUUUUUCUCAAACCUUUAUGGGUAUGCCGGGGAUUGUCUCGGUCAACACCUCAAAACCAACAUGGCGUGUACACGGGCCGUACCCUAGUUUCGGGCGGAUGCCCGUCACUAAUCGCUGGAUUUUGAAACCUCUACACCUCUGAUGGGGACGGGCUUCGUGUUUUACCCUCUGCGAGGUGACGUUCUGCCUUAGCCAUGGUCAAACACGCGUACGAUGACGAACACAGCCUCUGCCCGACCCGUGACGGAGCAUCGGUCACGUGUUCGUUGCUGCUGCAAGAAGACCUCACAAUAGGGAGCAACACUUGGGGGUCCAUCACGCACAACAUCAACAUCAGUCUCUCGUUCCAACAAUAGAUAAAGAUGGAUUUGUCGGGUUAUAUUUAGAACAAGACAAAAAAUAUCCAAUUGAAAUCAGAUACUACCGUUCGUUGUUGUGACGGAUGCAUCGCACACACCAUAUCUCGCCGAGUACCAAAUCAAUUACACCUCGUUCAGCGUACCGCGAUCUUUUUUCACCUCGCCGACUACCUUCAAGGACACGUGCCACCGGCUGGAAUAUCGAUUACUGAUGGCGUCUCAUGACUGGACAUCCAUGUGUUCAAGGCACACCACGCGCACAUGCUUAAAAAAAACAACGUCCAGAGGCCCGGGUUUGACUCGGAAGUCGUUGUCGCAAAUCAACGCCAAGGCUUAUCAUCAUCCGCCUCUGUUGCCACUGGCAAGCCGAAGGACAAAUCAAACUUCAAAAAUAAAAAGAGUACACGCGCCUGACACGAGAACUUUACCAUACGACUCCACACGCGACGCCACUGGUCGGUGUCUCGACAAUCAAGCACGGCAAGCCAUGCGCCCUGCGACGCGCAGCAAGUACCCCCCCUGCUCCCCCCUCCUGCUGUCAAAAUCCCCAAACGUUUCACCAGAAAAAAAAAAAAGUCUCCUCCCACGAAACAUGAGCAACACCUCUCCCGAUAACGUUAUGCUCUAGUUCGCCCUCUCCGCACAUUAUACAACAACCGCUUUUCAGAGCAAGCGCCUGGAACACCAUCACCGCCGUCCUCACCCACUUAUCAGAACAAGAGCCUGGAACACCAUCACGAUCACAAGGCUCAAACAGUGCUCCAGGGUAAAUAGAGUGUUCAAUGUCCUUUCACCGCGGCAUCAUCACUAGUUCUGCACCAGGUUGAGGUUAUGAAGAGCGUUCAAGGUCCUUCAGGCUGCGGCCCUGGCCACGCAUCGGCCUCUGGCCCAUAGGCGGGCGGUCUCCGCCGCCGUCCCGACUGCCGCCAAACCCUCCUCCACCGCCAUCGCGCCGAUCGAAUCCUCCUCCCCCCCUGCGGUUAUCGCGACGAUCAAACCCUCCC